AAACUGUUUCUUCCAUAGCCAAACCAAACUGCGAUGAUCAUUGUGGGAAUGUAAGCAUUCCAUUUCCCUUUGGUCUGACCGAAGAAUGUUCCCUAAACUCAAACUUCUCCCUCAUUUGCAACACCUCCUAUAAUCCUCCAAAGCCAUUUCUAAGUAGUACUGUGGAGGUUAGGGAUAUAUCAGUUGAAGGGCAGUUGAGGGUCAUGAAACGCAUAUCUCAAAAGUGUUAUCAAAAGGGUGUACCUAGUCCCCGACGGCAAGGAUGGUACAACUCGGGAUGGUUGAAAUUGUACGUCAAUCAGACCGCCAACAAAUUCGUCGCUGUCGGGUGCGACACUUUCGCUAACGUUUACGCCUACGGCGAUGACCGGUCGUACAAAACAGGGAGUAACUGUAUGGCCACCUGUAACUCCACACAGGAUGUUACAAACGGGACUUGUUCCGGGUUUGGGUGUUGCGAGACAGGGAUUCCUAACGUGGCCAGGAACGUGUACUAUUCAGUGGAUAGCUUGAAUUACUAUAACAACACUGCCGGUGAUGUUAAUAAGUGCAGCUACGCAUUCGUGGUGCAAAAAGAGGAGUUCAAGUUUUCGUCCACUAUGCUUACCAGAACGUGGGAUGUGAAGACAGUGCCCAUGGUUCUUGACUGGACCAUCACGAACCAGACGUGCCUUACGGCGUGCCAAGGUAAUACCACAUGUGUUGCCGUCAAUGGUGAGGGGUAUCGUUGCGGUUGUAAGGAGGGUUAUGAAGGCAAUCCUUAUCUCUCUCCAGGUUGCCAAGAUAUUGAUGAAUGUGCAAAUGGGCAGAACAACUGCUCCAGGAACGCCACUUGCCAGAAUAAACAGGGGGGUUUUUCAUGCCAUUGCAAGGAAGGUUUCCAGGAAGAUGGGAAAGGUGGCUGCCAAUUACCUAGUAAACAUGGAAACAAAGUGAAUGCCAUUGUUUUGGGUGUUUCUUUGGGCACUAUAACGCUGUUGAUGAGUGGUUUUUGUGUGUAUUUGGGAUAUCGACGGAGGAAAUCAAUGCAGUUGAAAGAUAAAUUCUUUAGGGAAAAUGGAGGAUUGAUUCUGCAACAAAUGAUUGCUCAAGGCACUACAUCUUCUAAAACAACAAGAAUUUUCAUAGCUGAAGAGCUUAAGAAAGCAACCAACAACUUUGACCAAACUAGAAUCGUUGGUGAAGGAGGUUUUGGCAUAGUUUACAGAGGACACCUUCUUGAUGGCCAAAUAGUAGCUGUUAAAAAACCCAAAAUGAUGGACCCAACCCAAGUUGAACAGUUCAUCAAUGAGGUAAUUGUGCUCUCCCAAAUCAACCACAGAAACACAGUCAAACUUUUUGGUUGUUGUUUAGAGACAGAAGUUCCGUUGUUGGUUUAUGAGUUCAUAAAUAAUGGAACAUUGUCUGAGCAUCUACAUAGUAAAAACAACGCAUCCAAAAUGCCUUGGUCGAUUCGUUUAAGAAUAGCUACGGAAACAGCUGAGGUCCUCUCUUAUUUGCACACUGCAGCUUCUCCUCUCAUCAUCCAUAGAGAUGUUAAGCCAGCAAAUAUUCUCCUAGAUAAUGACUACACUGCUAGGGUAUCUGAUUUUGGUGCAUCAAGAUUAGUUCUGCAAGAUCAAACUCAGUUGAUAACUAUGGUACAAGGAACAUUGGGUUAUCUCGAUCCAGAAUACAUGCAAACUCACCAAUUAACAGAAAAGAGUGAUGUUUACAGUUUCGGAGUUGUCCUAGUAGAAUUGUUAACCGGUAGGAGGGCAGUAUUCUUCAAUGGCCCAGAGGAGGAGAGAAAUCUAUCUCUACAUUUCCUUUCCUCGCUCAAAGAGAAUCGAUUAUUUAGGAUUUUUGAUGACAAUGUUGUAUGUGAGGGAAACACUGAAGAGUUAAUGGAGGUUUCCUUACUUGCAGAGAGGUGUUUAAAUGUGAAGGGGGAGGAUAGGCCAACGAUGAAGGAAGUUGCAGUAGAACUAGGUGGAUUGAUGAGAGCGGCAAAACAUCCAUGGGUUAAUAAUUCAAAAACUUCCUUGGAAUCACAAGCUCUACUUACUGAGCCAUUGAUCCCCUUUGGCUAUGAUGCUACUAAUGCUACUUUUAGUAUGACAACUGCAUAUGAUAGUUUAAAACAUCAUAUGGAGUUAUCAAAUCAGCUCUCACAACGCAAACUGCCUACCCCCAAUACACGUCACGCCCCCGCCCUAGGGCUCGUCACGUCGCCCACCGCGGAAACUCGGCGCACCCGCGCUACUCACGCCAUGAGCUCCCACCAACCAUCGCCGCAAGCCACGACUACUACUCACCUCGUUGCCUGGGGAUUUUUUGGUAUCACCCGUUCGCCGAUCACUGCCAACAACUCACCUGCCUUCUCUAAUCCGUCUCCUCGCCCUGCUCAGAGGUCACUUCCUAUGUCGCCUAUGACACCUCGUGCCCCCUACCACCGGUGCUUCCGUCCGUCAUCUCGAUCCCUCCACUCCCCGCGGCAUACGUGCUAA
Ipomoea nil (Japanese morning glory) is the source of this 2489-nucleotide messenger RNA. Its product is annotated as wall-associated receptor kinase 3-like. Gene Ontology annotation, cellular component: plasma membrane. Bases 204 to 2489 code for a protein of 761 amino acids. The transcript has 4 exons. Gene Ontology annotation, biological process: cell surface receptor signaling pathway; protein phosphorylation. NCBI's taxonomy places the organism in Eukaryota, Viridiplantae, Streptophyta, Magnoliopsida, Solanales, Convolvulaceae. The record is from RefSeq and is a predicted model, not a curated record. Gene Ontology annotation, molecular function: calcium ion binding; ATP binding; protein serine/threonine kinase activity.